Molecule: messenger RNA, 5492 nt
Organism: Onychostoma macrolepis
Lineage: Eukaryota; Metazoa; Chordata; Actinopteri; Cypriniformes; Cyprinidae
Product: alpha-1,6-mannosylglycoprotein 6-beta-N-acetylglucosaminyltransferase B-like
Exons: 17
Coding region: 511-2886 (791 amino acids)
Biological process (GO): protein N-linked glycosylation
Cellular component (GO): Golgi apparatus
Molecular function (GO): alpha-1,6-mannosylglycoprotein 6-beta-N-acetylglucosaminyltransferase activity
Source: RefSeq, a predicted model, not a curated record
GCUGUCCAUGGCUCUGAAACUACAGCGGAGCGGUUUAAGCUUUUAGACGCUUCCUCUGAAGCAGCUGAACUGCAUUCAUGUUCAUAAUGAGCCACAGAGACAGCAUUAUUCUCAAAGAAGGUGAAAGUGAUGGCUCACAUCACAGAAAAAGCCAGUCGUGCCGGUGAACUGAUCCAGUGUCGUCGCGCGCUGCGCAGGGAGUUCUGACGCGUUCAUUCCCCUCACGAGCUUCAUUGAUACUUCAGUAAAUGUACGGAGAUGGACCUACACCGGAUUACUCCUGACGCUAUUUGGAAACUAUCAUAAAUAAGAGUUCAAUAUCACCAACUGAAUGACCUGCAGAUUAUUUCGCUCAGCAAUCUUCGGACGCCUUUCUUCUUGCAACUUCAUCAAAGAGCUUUCGGACAGAAUUAGAGCUGUUACUUUAAACUCGCAUAUUAAGAAACACAAAUAAUUAAAGUAAAUGAUGCAUUUUAUAGUUCGUAUGUUGUUAAACAGUCGGCGCGAAAAAUGAUUGCUGUAAAUAGCGAGUGUAUAACUAUGACGAGAAGAUGCCUUCUGACGUUCAAACCGUUCAGGAUAUUUGUGGCGGGGAUCGGUUUCUUCAGUCUGUGCUUCUUAAUGACCUCUCUGGGGGGGCAGUUCUCGGCCAAGCGACUGGGCGAUUCCCCAUUCAGCAUCCGAACUGAAGUGUUGGGUGGUCUGGAGUCUCGUGGGGUCCUGAGAAAGAUCAGCGAGAUGUUGGAGAUAAUCAUGAAGAGGAUCGACACCUUAUCAAAAAUGAGCAACAGCAGCGAGUCCCACAGACUGGAGGAGCUGAGCUCUGCUCUCCACAGAUUCCAGCCGGUGGGUCUGGUGGAGCGAAUCCAGGCCAUCGCCCAAAAUGUGUCUGACAUGGCUAUACGAAUGGAGCAGAUUCUGAAGAAGACUAGCAUCCCUGCCAGAGGCCGAGAUGGAGUUACAGGCCAGUGUGAAGUCCCGAAGGAUCCCAGGUACCCGGAUUGCGCUAGUAAAGUGGAUUGGAUGAGAGCCAGGUGGACAUCGGACCCUUGCUACUCCUUUUAUGGAGUAGAUGGCUCCGACUGCUCUUUCCUCAUCUACCUAAGUGAAGUCGAGUGGUUCUGCCCCCCGCUGGCCUGGAGGAAUCAAAGCAGUCACCCCACAGCCAGCAGCCUGCCAAAAAGACAGGCAUAUUUCCGUUCAGAUCUGUCUCUACUGUUGGAGCGGGUUGGCUCGGGAAAAGAAUCUCUAAGCUUCAUGAGGAGGCGUAUGCGCAGAUUGGCUGCGCAGUGGGCUGCAGCUACACGCAGACUUGACGAGCGACUGCGCGGUCAGUACAGAGAGCAGAAGAGGAUCCUGGUGCAUGUGGGCUUUCUGACAGAGGAAUCCGGUGAUGUGUUCAGUCCAAAAGUGUUGAAGGGUGGCCCGCUCGGAGAGAUGGUCCAAUGGGCAGACAUCCUGACCACCCUUCAUGUGCUGGGACAUAACCUCAAGAUAUCACUCUCAGUCAAAGAACUGCAGGGGUCACUUGGCGUGCCUCCAGGAAGAGGAAGCUGUCCUCUGACUGGCCCGUUGCCCUUUGACCUUAUCUAUACAGACUACCAUGGCCUGCAGCAGAUGAAACAACACAUGGGCCUUUCCUUUAGACUGCACAGGUGCCACAUCCGCGUGAUCGACACCUUCGGCACGGAGCCGGCAUACAAUAAUGAGGAGUACGCCACACUGCAUGGAUACAGGACCAACUGGGGCUACUGGAACCUCAACUGCAAACAAUAUAUGACCAUGUUCCCACACACUCCUGAUAACUCUUUCAUGGGUUUUGUGACCGAGGAACUAAACCAGACUGUACGAUUCAACAUAAAGAGGGACAAAGUCAACAACAUGGCUGUGGUUUACGGCAAAGAGGCCAGUAUGUGGAAGGGUAAGGAGAAGCUGCUGACCAUCUUACACCGUUACAUGGACAUCCACGGGACAGUGUACUAUGAGGCCCAGCGGCCCCCAGAGGUGCCCGCAUUUGUCAGGAACCACGGUUUACUGCCCCAACAGGAGCUACAGCAGCUUCUGAGGAAGGCUAAGCUCUUCUUGGGGUUUGGCUUUCCCUAUGAAGGUCCCGCCCCUUUAGAGGCAAUAGCCAAUGGCUGUGUGUUCCUGCAGCCAAAUUUCAGUCCCCCUCGUAGCUCCCUCAAUCAUGAGUUCUUCAGAGGGAAGCCCACAUCCAGAGAGGUGUCAUCUCAGCAUCCGUACACUGAACAGUAUAUUGGCAAACCCCACGUCAUAACAGUAGACUUCAACAACUCUCAAGAAUUCGAGACAGCUGUUCAAGAUAUUCUCAAAGAGAAGGUGGAGCCCUUUAUACCAUAUGAGUACACUUGUGAGGGCAUGCUGGAGAGAGUGAAUGCUUACAUUCAACAUCAGGAUUUUUGUCGCAACAGCAGUCCAUUCCCUGCAGCCAAUGAAUCUAGAUCAUGGCCUGGGAAUCCACCCAGUCCUUUCCUCCAGCUGCCCAACUCCACAGCUUUGAUCUGGGCUCCCAACAUCAGUGCUCCGGCCUGCUGGCCGCCCCUCAGCGCCCUCCGGCUCUUCCUGUCUCCAGAGGCAUCGUCCUGUGUGAAAACCUGCCAGGAUGCCGGUCUAAUCUGCGAGCCAGCUUACUUUCCUUUCAUCAACAAUAUGGAGGCCUUCAAUGGGCUUAACGCUCAGUGUGAGUCCUUAGAAGCGGAGAAGAACCACGUGUUUCCAGCCGUACAUGUGGACAGGAGAGAGUGUUUUCAGCAAAAGGAGCCGCUGCUGUUCAGUUGCGCUGGAGUCAGUGCCAAACACCAGCGGCUUUGUCCAUGCAGAGACUACCUCCAUGGCCAGGUGGCGCUAUGCAGGGACUGCCUUUGAGCUUUCACCAGAGACCUCCGGAGAUGUCUGUGGUAAACUGAGGCCAGUCCUGGACAGUCAAACCUGUCCCCAGAACGCAACAGGUUUGUGGGAAUUUUUGGACUGAGGUUGUUGAGAAGUGUCCUCACUCUUGGAUACUUUGAUCCAAAGCUAAACUUUACCUCCAGGUGAGCUAGUGAUGAUGGUAACCUGAUGUUAUGAGGUUCACCAUCUAUGAAGUCUAUCUGAAAGAACUCAUCUGGUGGUGGUUUCAAGAGUGGAUGACGUGAGCAGAAAGAAAGAGUUUGGAGCUCCUUUGUGAUGCAGGUCAGGCUCUAGAAGCUGUAGCUUUGGGAAUGCUGAAAGUGUCAGAACUGUACAUGAAUUUUAAAGUCAACAUGAAAGAUUAUAGAGUGCUGCAGGGAUAAUGUAUUUUUGUAGGCCAGAACCCAGAAACAAGAUGCAUCUCAGCAAUUCCAUCCCGAAGUCAAUGUUUUUUUGUUUUAUGUUUUUUCGUUAAAUGCCUGAUAAAGGUCUGUGUUUAACACAAACCCAAGAUACUUUCAUGUUUUAUUCUACAAUGUAAAAUACAUCAUACCCACUUGUAAUUUUCAAUCAAGGUGAUGCAACCUUUCAGGUUGGCCUACAAUACAUUACAUUACAAAUACAUUAGCAUUGCAGUGCUCUAUACCCAACCCAUUUUAAUGUGUUAUAUUUAGGGGAAUAGGAGAUCUUAGCAAAUGGUUUUAUGAUUUGUUCAAAUAGAAGUUUCACAGAAGAGUAGGAUGAGAUGUGAUUUUAUUUUAUUUUUUUUCGCAAACCGGUUAAACGCAAACCCUUAUUAAUCUGUAAACUAAAUCACACAUUCUUCUCUAAAGACAAGUUCAGACCUAAUGGACUCAGUUUAGAGUUCAGAAAACUCAUGGAUCUGAUUGUGACAAACAGUGCUGCUAUCUAUCCAAAUGUUCUGCCAUCACUAUACUGAGGUUAACGUUUAGGCUUUAGAUUAGGUUUAAAGGUUAGUAUUUGUAUAGGCUGUGAUUGACACAACCGGUGAAAUAUUUAGAAACGGCUGCAAGGAUUUAGAAUCACACUGGUGUCAGAGCUGAGUUUUCAGUGAUUUGUAAAGAAAUCAUUUCCAUUUGAAAGCACCUCUGUUAUGUACUUUUGAGGAGGCUUUUUGACCAGAAUUCACCUGCAUUACCAACAACAGUAUCCUGAAACAGCCUAACAGGAUACAGUUAACAUGAACCCUUUCAGACCCAUUGGUGUAGUUUUGCAUUAGAGUUUCAAUUAGGAACAUUUUUGUGAACAUGUAUGUUUGUUUAGGAGAAGAAAAAACAACUUGCACAUAGGAAAUGAUGUUAUAGCUGUAGUUUCUAUGCAACUUUGGAUCUGCAUGGUUGCUGCUGCUUACCACAUCAUUAUGGGCAUUUCUUACUCAUUUCUGUACACAUUUUACACUUUUUAAAGCUAACGUUACAGAUGGGCAGUUUAUAAAAAUAAUCAUAAAAUACAUCCGUUGCUUAAGUUAAAACAUGGUGGGUUUUCACAGUAAUCACUAUGCAUAAUAGAUAUGCACAUGGACAAAAUAGAGUUGGAUUUAAAGGGUAAAGGUAAAACAUAUGGCAGUAGAAUCAAGAUCCAUGUGAACUCUUUAUUUUAAGGUGACAUUGUUACUACACAAAUAAGUACUGAGUAAUAUUAAUUAACAACAUGUACUUACUGUAGGGUUAAGGUUGGGGUUUGUUUUAGGGUUAGUUGCUUGUAAUUAUGCAUACUUUGCUGUUAUUAUAUAGUAAGUGCAUGUAACAUAUGUGCUGUCACUUUAAAAUGAAGUGUUUCCAGAUCCAAUGAAAAUUUUAUCUCUGAAUGCUUUGAAUUCACAGCAAACAAAUAAAUAAAAAAUCAAACAACUAAAUAAAUCAAUCAAAAUCAAUCAGAAAGCCUAUAAUGUGCUGCCUAACAGACCUCACAGCCAUUUGACACCAAACCAAUAAAAUCUAACUCACAUUGGUAUACUGUAAAAAAAAAAAAAAAAAAAUUUAAAAACUUAAAAAAUAAUUUGUUACCGCGCUGACUUAAAAUUUUUAGUUUUGUCAACUUGAAAUUUUAAGUUACUCAGUGUUAAUUUAAGGGACAACUGGAAUAUUUUAGUUGAAUAAACUAAAAAUUUUAAGUCAGCGGGGUAACAAAUUAUUUUAAGUUGAAACAACUUUCUUUUUUUUUUUUUUUUACAGUGUAUUAUUUUGAUAGCUUGGAAAAUGUUCAUGAUCGUUAAACAGAAUGCAGAAAAAAAUUUGAAGGGUUAACUAGUACCAGCCUAGGUGGAGCGAGUUAUUACAUUUUGAUGAAAGUUUACAGAGAACAUUUUCUUAAGAACAUGUACUAUAAGACCAGCUGUGCAUAUUAUGUAAUCAGGGUCAGUUUUGGUUUCAUGUUGACUUCUAAGUUCAUAUGGAAUGAAAUCAUCUGCUGUGAAAAACUAAAAUAAAAAGAACACUCUCUGCUUGCAGAGAACGGAUGUGAAAUACUUACGGAUUUUCUCAAAUUCAUUGUGUAAAUAUGUGCAUUUUACAUAUUUCAUAUGCGCUAUUGUUUGUACAAAAUAAAAUAUACUUUUAAAA